UAGCAGCUAAAGAGCCAUAUUAUUCCUCAAGUCUCAAUCUUCUUUCCUGGCGUUGUCUCGUUUAGCUCGGUCGUCUCCACUUGGCUCUGUUGUGGACGUCCUACGGGUUGAGGUUCGUGGCGCGCAUAUCCUCGCUGAUGUUGUCCAUCCACUGCUUCUUAGGUCUUCCACGCGGUCGGCGGCCUCCUGGGUCUAAGCGGAGGGCUGUUCUUGGGACCACAUGUCUCAAUAAUGGAAUGUAAAUAUUGGACUCAUUCAACAGUACAAAGCUGAUACAAAGAGCAGAAGACAUGGCUGUGGUUAGUGGAACUUACCGUAUGGUGUCGGAGGAGGAGCAGGCUCUCAGGUCCAAGCUGGAACGUCUUACCGUCAAGGAUCACGGGCCAGUGUUUGGACCCUGCGCCAGCCUGCCAGACCACACUAAGCAGAAGGCCAAGGAUGAGCUGAAUGAGACAGAUGAGAAGCGGGCAGAGGCAGUGAAAGAGCUGCGAGCAAUGAUUAAGGAGAAGGCGGAUGGAGGUGAUGAAAUAGCUAAGGGGGUGCAGGAAACGUUUGGGGAGAAACCGGACAGUUUGCUGGUCCGCUUCAUCCGUGCCAGGAAGUAUGACAUGCCCAGAGCCUUCGAGCUUAUGAAGGGCUACGUGCGUUUCAGGAAGAAUUACCCUGAGCUGUUCGAGAAUCUGACCCCAGAGGCCGUACGCAGUACCAUCGAGGCCGGCUACCCUGGCAUCCUGCACAGCAGGGACAAAUAUGGCCGUGUGGUUCUGCUCUUCAACAUUGAGAACUGGGACUAUGAGGAGAUCACCUUUGAUGAGAUCUUGCGUGCCUACUGUGUGAUUCUGGAGAAGCUGCUGGAGAACGAGGAGACUCAGAUCAAUGGGUUCUGCAUCAUUGAGAACUUCAAGGGCUUCACUAUGCAGCAGGCAUCAGGAAUCAAACCCACUGAGCUCAAGAAGAUGGUGGACAUGUUGCAGGAUUCAUUCCCUGCCCGUUUCAAAGCUGUGCACUUCAUCCACCAGCCCUGGUACUUCACCACCACCUACAAUGUGGUCAAACCACUCAUGAAGAGCAAGCUGCUAGAGAGAGUGUUCGUCCACGGAGACGAGCUGGAUAACUACUACAAGGAGUUUGAUGCUGACAUUCUUCCCUCUGAGUUUGAUGGAAAAGGUUCUAAGUACGACGGCAAGGCCACAGCAGCCAAGCUGUUCGACUAAACGUCCUCCAUCCUUUUGCCAACCAAGCAAAGAGCCAUUAUAUUACAAACCCCACAGGUGGAGGAGACCCAUAGCCAAAUCUAGCAGUGUGGUUUUAGGAAAAAAGUUAUGAAUGAAAGUCAAGUGUGUGAGAAGUUCAAGUGAUGCUGUUUUGCAGAGGUUCUGACCAAGCAAAGUCCAACAAGAAUGAGGGAGUCUAAUGAUCAGUCAAUGAGACCACUCUUUGUUGACACCUUACAAUUUUGCAUGUUUAGCAUUGAUGAUCUAUAGCCAUUAUAGGACUAGAGGCACUUGCAUAUUUUCAAGUCUUAGAUCAUUAAUUAUGGAUGCAUACUCCCAGACAAGCACUGACUUCACUUCACACCAGAAGGCCCCUAUAGUAUGAAAAUCAGCCUCCUUAGUCUUAAGACUGGCUUGAAAUGAACAUUUAGGUGCCUUUAUUUUUUUGCCGUAUUUUGCUGAUUUGACGCUUGGUUGUCGGUGUAGUCAAAGAAUCUCCGAUAUUCAAGAUUUCAGUGGUUGCAGGCAAACAGCAAUCCUUUCAUUACACAAAAAUACUAAAUUCACUAAUAUUUUCAAUGUCCAUAACAUCUAAGAGCUUACUGAACGUCACCAAACAAGGAAACAUUUUCACAGCAGUACAUGCUCACAACAGCUUUACUGGAACUGAUCAAAAAAUAACGGUGACCAAAUGUUGGUUGUGGAUUACCUAUAUUAAGCAGAUUUAAAGGCUUUGCAAGUUGAUUUUAAUGCCAAACUCAAAUGAACUAAAGGCAGUGGCUGUCCGGGAGACAUGGCGUGGUAGUUAAUGGGCAAAAAAUGCAAAAGAAACUGUAUGAUACAUUGACCAUUCAGAUACAGUCUUCUCAUGUAAUUACAUGAAUGAAAAAUUGAUAAAAUAUUUAUUCUAAAUACACAGGCUGACCCAUGUAAUGCCAAAUUAGUGUUUACCGCUUGGCUUUGAACAGGAGAUUUUCUCUUGCUCAUCUCUGUUAAGUCUUGCUUUGUUUGGACCAUAGUUCACCCACACAGCUUCAUUUGACACUGGCAGGCCCCAGCUUUCUCAGUCUCCACCCUCUGCCCCCGCCCCUUGAUGUACAAGGCUGAUAUUCCAACAAGUGCCUGUCUCUUGUGUGUUUUUUAGAUUGUUAUUCAAUAUGAAUAUUAUGACCUAUUACCCAUUGUGCUACCUGGUGCACCAAUAAGAAUGUCAAUCAAUGUACAAUAAACUGUAUAUAAAUAUAA
Micropterus dolomieu (smallmouth bass) is the source of this 2459-nucleotide messenger RNA. It is a transcript of the gene rlbp1b, whose product is annotated as retinaldehyde binding protein 1b. NCBI's taxonomy places the organism in Eukaryota, Metazoa, Chordata, Actinopteri, Centrarchiformes, Centrarchidae. Gene Ontology annotation, cellular component: membrane. Gene Ontology annotation, molecular function: phosphatidylinositol bisphosphate binding. The transcript is spliced from 8 exons. Bases 291 to 1214 code for a protein of 307 amino acids. The record is from RefSeq and is a predicted model, not a curated record.